Nicotiana attenuata is the source of this 479-nucleotide messenger RNA. RefSeq lists its product as uncharacterized. The transcript has a single exon. Lineage: Eukaryota; Viridiplantae; Streptophyta; Magnoliopsida; Solanales; Solanaceae. Bases 86 to 292 code for a protein of 68 amino acids. The record is from RefSeq and is a predicted model, not a curated record.
CAAACAACAAAGAACCCUUCCUUAAAUUCUGUACUCUUAAUUCGAGUCUGAAAAGUACGUACGCGGGUCAGUUACGUACAAUAUAAUGGUGUGUUUUUGCUUUUUGGUGGAUCAGAAGAGGAUGAUGAGGCAGAGUAAGCCAGUAGCUGGUUCGUGUUCGCGUUGCGGCCAUGGCGCUCAAGUUGCUGAAAUGACAACUGCUACCAGAUUUUGUUACGUUCCCUUUUACUGGAAGUCUUGGAAAGCUAUUAUCUGUUGUUUCUGUGGUGCCGUUCUCAAGUCUUACAGAUAAAAUCAUCCGUUUCUCUAUCUUUUUGACUGUACUAGUAUAUGUAAUUAAGUUAUGUAUUUUGUGCGUUCCCCUUAACUGAUCGAAUUAGCAAAUGGAAGUAGAGAGAUAUAAUCUAUAUCUAUAUAUAGAAGAGGGAAUGAGAAAGCUGAUGUGGCACAUCCCAAAUACCAGCAUUCCUAUUUAUUUU